AUGACACAAACUAGAAGAUCAGCAGCACUAUCAAAUACAGAGUUUAAGAAACUCCUCAGUUCAAGCUCAGAUAUACUCGCCAAGAAAAGAACACCAAAGAAAGUUAAAAAGGUGGAUGUCAGCAGCGAUACCGACGAUCAACAAUCAGACACUGAACAAUCAAACACCAACAACAAUGUAGAAUCAUCAAACAAGAAGUUGGACUUUUCAAGUGCUAUCUCAUCUCCAUCGGUUGAUGAAGUCACAGUAGUCAUCCCACCACCACCAAAAGAGUCUGCAUCAAAGAGAAUCGCCAAAAAGGUUGCUCCAGCAACCGCCGCUGCAAAGAAAAAGGCUGCUGCACCAGUACAAGUUGAAGAUGAAGUUGAAGAAGUACCAAAGGUAGUAGCAACCUCUAAAAAGGUAGCUGCCAAGAAAAAGGUUACAGUAGUCGAACCUGAAAAAGAUAGUAGUAGUGACGAGGAAGAAGAGAAACCAAAGAAAUCAACCGUCGUUAAAAAGGGUACACCAAAGAAAGCUGCAUCCAAGAAACCAUCCACCAACACAGCCACUACAACUACAACUGUCGAUGUUACCAUGGAAGAUGUUAUCAUUGAAACUACUAGUAGUAUCAUCACUACUCCCAAUACCAACAACAAUACUACUACUACUACUACUACCGCCGCUCCAAUCAUUCCAACUUUUAAUCAACCACAACCAGAAGUUAAACAAGAAGCUAAGGAAUUGACUGAAGCAGAAAUAAAAGCAUUGGAAGAGAAAAAAGCAAUGGAAGAAGAGAUGAAGAAAAUACGUAGAUCGAUCAAUCCAGUGAUUGGCAAACCAGUCUCUGGUAGAGUAUGGAAACAACCGUCUGAAAAAUUAUCAAAAUCAAUCAAGGUCAAGAGUCUCAAAUCAACCUGGGAACAAAAGGAAGCAGAGAGAAACAGAAUGAGAAUAAUCAAGGAUAAGGAACGUUCUAUCAAGGCUGGAUCACUCCAAACUAAAAAGGAUGAUGCCGCCGAAGCCAAGGAAAGACAAAGAAUUAAAGCUCAAAAUCUUCUUCGUGGUCAACAAGUUCAAGUUAUUACAGAUACCGCUAAAAUUAAAAAGAUGUCAAAGAAGGAUCUUAAAAAGGUUAGAAUGGUUUAA
This is a messenger RNA of Cavenderia fasciculata, 1128 nucleotides long. RefSeq lists its product as uncharacterized. Gene Ontology annotation, cellular component: nucleolus. The coding region runs from base 1 to 1128 and encodes 375 amino acids. Lineage: Eukaryota; Evosea; Eumycetozoa; Acytosteliales; Cavenderiaceae. The transcript is spliced from 3 exons. The record is from RefSeq and is a predicted model, not a curated record.